CGGUAGUAGUGGUAGAAUAGAAUCUGGUUCCAAAUUCCAAUUGGUGAAAGAUUAUGAGCACGCUGCGCACCUGGCUCUCUAUAAAUCCAGCAUCUUUGUGUUCGCGUAAUCGCUCAAAACCAGUUAAUCAUCUUCGUCCACCUUCACAAUUCACAUUUUCUGGAGCUAAAACCAACGCAGCACAACGCUUAACCUUCACUCGCCACACAAUUACUCACCUAAUCAAAUCGUACAUGGCCGAGUCCCACUCCGAUUCUAGCUUGGUAAAUCCAAAUUACGCUGAGAUAAUUGUGGUGCGUCACGGUGAAACGGAGUGGAAUCAUGAUGGAAGAAUUCAGGGACAUCUGGAUGUUGAAUUAAAUGAAGCUGGGAGACAACAAGCAGCUGCAGUGGCUGAUAGGCUAUCCAAGGAACCUAACAUCUCUGCUGUAUACUCUUCUGACUUGAAACGAGCUUUUGAAACUGCACAGAUAAUUGCGACCAGCUGUGGUGGACUAGAGGUAAGUAAAGAACCUGACCUACGGGAAAGACAUUUGGGGGAUCUUCAAGGCCUUGUACUGCGCGAAGCAGCCAAAGUUAGUACUAAGGCUUACCAGGCUUUUUUAUCCCACAGCACAGAUCAAGAAAUCCCAGGUGGUGGAGAAAGUCUUGAUCAACUUUAUGAACGUUGCACGUCUUCAUUGGAGAGAAUUGGUAGAAAGCAUAAAGGAGAGCGAGUGGUUGUGGUCACUCAUGGGGGUGUUAUCAGAACAUUUUACAAGCGAGCUUGUCCAAAUGGUCGAGCUGGAGGGAAGGUACUGAAUACAUCCAUCAACAUAUUUCACUUGUCAGAUGGAGAUGAGUGGACCAUAAAAUCAUGGGGUGAUGUUAGUCAUCUCAACCGAACAGGGGUUCUAGAGUCGGGUUUUGGUGGGGACAGAACUUCUGGUUAGUUCAUGCAUGGUGUGCUAGCAUUUUGCAGUCAUUUCUUUCAAACAUAGCUAAGAUCAAAAUUAAAAACAUGAAGUUCCAAGCAGUAGCAUGCUGAAUUUCUAGUGGAAAUAGAAAUACUUGGCAUUAUUGAGGCUCAAAUAACAGUGAUUGUUUCACCAAUCAGCCCGGGAAUUAUUUUUAUAUGUACAUCUUUAUCAUUACGGUUGUUAAGGUGUACCCAAACUGCUACUUAAUGCUAUGAUGAUGAUAUAUUUACCUGCAAUGGAAAUUUUCAAUUAAA
Quercus robur (English oak) is the source of this 1213-nucleotide messenger RNA. Its product is annotated as phosphoglycerate mutase-like protein 4. NCBI's taxonomy places the organism in Eukaryota, Viridiplantae, Streptophyta, Magnoliopsida, Fagales, Fagaceae. The transcript is spliced from 7 exons. Gene Ontology annotation, molecular function: phosphatase activity. The record is from RefSeq and is a predicted model, not a curated record. Gene Ontology annotation, cellular component: cytoplasm; cytosol. Bases 54 to 932 code for a protein of 292 amino acids.